Nothoprocta perdicaria is the source of this 741-nucleotide messenger RNA. RefSeq names its product glutaredoxin and cysteine rich domain containing 2 (gene GRXCR2). Gene Ontology annotation, cellular component: stereocilium base; microvillus; stereocilium shaft. The record is from RefSeq and is a predicted model, not a curated record. The transcript has 3 exons. NCBI's taxonomy places the organism in Eukaryota, Metazoa, Chordata, Aves, Tinamiformes, Tinamidae. Gene Ontology annotation, biological process: sensory perception of sound. Bases 1 to 741 code for a protein of 246 amino acids.
AUGGAAGAGCCUCAGAAGAAGCUCAGUCAAAGGCACGAGGGGAGGCCCCGCAAGGUGAGGUUCAAGAUAUCCUCAGCCUACAGCGGCCGGGUGCUCAAACAAGUGUUUGAGGACGGCCAGGAGCUGGAGCCGCCCGCCAAGGAGAGCUCCCCGCGCCGCCUCCGCCACUGCUUCGAGCCGCAGGAUCCGCUCUGCGGGCUGGGGGCGGCCGCGGAGGCCGGGCUCUGCUCCCCGGCCAAGCUCACUGCCCAGAGCAUCAGUAUCUUCAAGGAGGACAAGAAGUACAAUCUGGCGGGCGCCUCGCGGCUCCUCAGCGACUGCYGCCCCAGCGAGAGUCCCUGCAGGGCCCCUCCGAUUCUAGAGUUCAGCAAGAUCAUCAUCUACACAAACAACCUGAAAAUCAUCCGGGCACCAAUGGACCAGAAAGAGCUGGUGAGAAGAAUCAUCCAGACUGAGGGAAUGAAUGACUGGGCCUUCAAGUGCCGGGAAAGCAGAGAGAGAGUUAGUGAUGGACACAGAAAAGACGUGGAAACGAAGGCGGCCUGCAGCCAGUACGUGCAGCGCGGAGCCGCUGAGCGCGCCUGCCCGCAGUGCCGAGGGUCGGGCUCGGCGCCCUGCUCGCUCUGCCACGGCAGCAAGUUCUCCACGCUGGCCAACAGGUUCAAGGAGUCGUACCGGGCGCUGCGCUGCCCCGCGUGCAACGAGAGCGGCCUGCAGCCCUGCCGCAUCUGCGCCGCCUGA